AUGACUCUACCGCACCGCGACUACAGCUCAGUUGGGCAACUCGAAGCCAAAAGCAUGGAGACGAUUAACCUGAAGCGGCCCUGGACCUCUUCGCCCGCGCCCCGUCUCACAGGACCCGGCCGUCGCCUCUUCCGCCGCCAAAUAGCCUGGCGUUUCCUGAACGUCGUCCUUUUCUGUGCCCUCCUGGUCGUCGUGCUCGACGUGUUCGGGCGGAAGGGUCCUCUUAGUCUGACGGAGAAGCGCGGCUUCAACACGCUGACCCUGCUAUUCUCUGCCAUCGUCAGUCUGUCGCUGGGCUCGUUGCUCAGCCUCCUGGGUUCUAUGCUGCGCUGGCGCUUGUUGGCGUGGGAGAAGCACAGUCUGCGGGAUGUUGACCUAAUUUUGGGAGCCACGAGUCCCACUGGGUCGCUCAAGCUGAUUUGGCACCAUGCCACGGAUCGGAAUGCGCGGUGGACGCGGACGACGUGGGCGGUGCUGCUCUAUUUGCUCGUGAACGUGCUCGGCCGGUUCAGCAUUGCCGCACUCGGUUUGGCGUACAAUCUAAACGAGAUACCCUACACCGAGUACCCAGUCAUGGUUCCCGAUUGGAGCUCUAAGCCGUGGUAUCAUGCGACGAAUCGGACGGACCCGGACUAUCCUUAUGUUCCAUUUAGACAUCACCAUACCAUAAGGAACUGGAACGCUUAUGCAACGCUUGCGCUAUCGGCCUUGCCUGCUGACUUUGACGUCGACGACCCGUCGUCAUACAACACGAGGAAUAUCGGCGGAAAGGGUCUGGACAGGACGGUGAACGGAAGCCACGUCACCUACUCUUACGCGCUGAAGGAGUAUCGUAACUCUGAGGAGCUGCCGCCCACGGAUACAGUGCUGCGCAGCUCGGCGAGCUGUGUCGGGAGGUCCGUCAUUGGAGAUAACGUGUACGAACAGGGAAAGCGGAUUGGGACAUGGCGGGUGAAUGACAGGAAUGUCCCUGAUUCGAAAAACUCCAUGUCCUUGGACGUAACUCGCGCUCUUUGUCUUGAUCCUCUUAAGCCGUUGGACCUGUGGGGUGGCAUCAACAUGUGGACGGUAUGGGAACCAGACGAGCGCUCCCCCGGCGCGAGCUACUCCCCCGGCGGCUGCUCUACAUCAUACUUCUUUCGAAAAGAAGAAAACCCGGGAAGCACCGAGUGCGACCCAUCCAAGUCAUGCUGCGCCACCUUCUACGAACUCCUCCUCUCCUUCGGCGGCCUGGACACGCUGCUCGCCCGCAGCGUCACCAACCAACCCGCCCCCCUCUUCUACAAACUCUACAUCGAGUCCAACGGCGGCAAGGCCGCCGCCAAAACCGCCCGCACCCGCGUCGACUUCGUCGACUACCUCGCCUCCGCCCUCAACAUAACCGGCUUCUACAACCCCACCACCCCGCUCCCCCUCCCCCUCGCCGACGAACUGCACGCCGCCCACCUCACCGCGCGCCUGCCCCUGCUAACCGUCAUGGGCGCCGAGAUGCAGCUCCCACGCGUCCCUAAACACGCCACCGCCCACCCCGCAGAGCGCCACCUCGUGCGCAUAGCCCUGGAUGUCAAAUGGGCGGCCGUCGUGGCCGUCAUGGGUGCGAUCGUGCUCGGGCAGGCGGUGGUGGUGGGCGUGACGGUGGCGUGCUGUCGUGGCGUGAUCUUGCAUGAGCAUGACAGUGUGCUGCCUGUGGCGCGGUUGUUGGGGGCGGUGGUAACCUCCUCUUUGUCGGUGAAGUUAGCACCACCGCUUUGCCUACGAUUUAUCUUAUAA
Chaetomium fimeti is the source of this 1770-nucleotide messenger RNA. RefSeq lists its product as uncharacterized. Bases 1 to 1770 code for a protein of 589 amino acids. Lineage: Eukaryota; Fungi; Ascomycota; Sordariomycetes; Sordariales; Chaetomiaceae. The record is from RefSeq and is a predicted model, not a curated record. The transcript has 7 exons.